AUGCUGUGUUCAAGCUUCACGCCAUCAGAUAUGGGACGAACUUGGGCAAGAGUUUCUAAGACACGAGGUAUUACUGGUUUAAUAUCACCAUUAACUAUAGAUCAUUUAAAAAACCCAAAAGAAUAUUUUGAAGAGUUUUUAAUGAAGAAAAAAAAAGAUUUAAUUAUAAAACAGAUAACUCGAAAAUUAAUUGCUGAUAAAUCAGUUAAAAAUCAUUUAUUAAAAGAUUUCAAAAAUAUUUCAAAAAAAUUUAAUGAAUAUGAAAAUGAUGAUGAAAAUUUAUCUGAAUGUUCAUUAUUUUUAAUUGAUACAAGUGCUUAUGAUAUGAAAGAAAUUUAUUUUGAUGAUGAAAAUUCACGUGGAAAUGAAGGUAAAGUUGAACUUGUUAAUAUUCAUAUAAAUGAAUUAAUUGAAAAUUAUUCUGUAUCAAUUGAUCAAAUUGGUGAAGCUGGAUUUUUAUCAGAUAGUCGUCGAAUAAAUGUUGCUAUAAAACGUGCACGUAGACAUUUAUGCAUUAUUUGUAAUGUACAAAUACUUACUCAUGAUCCAUUUAUUAAAAGAUUAAUUGAUUAUAUGAUUCAACAUGGACAAAUUCAUUUAGCAUUUGAAUUUAUUGAUGGUUUUUAUUAUUUUUUUUAUCUUUAUUUGAAAGUUUCAUUU
Messenger RNA from Rotaria sp. Silwood2, 660 nucleotides. Lineage: Eukaryota; Metazoa; Rotifera; Eurotatoria; Philodinida; Philodinidae. The record is from the annotation of a GenBank genome assembly.